AUGCUCCGUCCGACUUUUCCUCCUUCUUCUCUCUCCUCCCUCAUCUCUCCUCGAUCGACCUUUAAUCCUUCUCGUUUGCGUCCUCGCUUGGCUUCGUCACACCCGCCCUCCUUCGCCUUUCCUCGGUGUAAUCGUCGACUGUACUCCACUGAGUUCAAUCCUUCCGUUCAUUCCGCCCCUCCCCGCUCGCGACUACGCCGCUUCGCAGGCUUCGCGUCAAUUGCUGUCCUCGCCUUUUCCGCCGGCCUUAUCUACCAGACCCAACGCACCGUUUCGCGACUCAUGGCGACCCCAAUCAUUUCGGACGAGCAGACGCUCACCGCGUAUACCCCUGAGGAUGAGAUUGCCCAGGAGAUUAACGAGCGCCUCCGAACACACCCCGAAGCCAUCCGGUUGCGCGAGGACCCUGAGUUCACGGAAGCCCGUCCGCACCUGAAGAUUCCGGAGACUCUACGCCCGCGCAGCCUGACUGCCGGUACCUUGGCUGGCCCGAACAAGAUUGUGGUCCCCCCGUACGUGUUCAGCGAGCGCGGGGGCAAGAGCAUGGUCUCGCUCAUGUACCUCGGCUCUGAUAUUUGCGGCCACCCCGGUAUUGUCCACGGUGGUCUUCUAGCUACGCUCCUGGAUGAAGGGCUGGCGCGCUGCUGCUUCCCCGCGCUCCCCAAUAAGGUCGGUGUUACCGCCAACCUGAACAUCGAUUACCGGGCCCCCGCGAUGGCGAACUCCUAUGUGGCUCUUCGGGCCGAGACCGUCAGGGUCGAGGGCCGCAAGGCGUGGGUGGAGGGUCGCAUCGAGACCCUCCCGGAGGAAGGCAAAGAGCCGGUCGUCUUAGUGGAGGCCAAGGCACUGUUUAUCGAACCCAAGCAGGCGGCUGCCCUGUCGAGCCUGUACCGUGGCGUCACCGAAUGA
Molecule: messenger RNA, 909 nt
Organism: Penicillium macrosclerotiorum
Lineage: Eukaryota; Fungi; Ascomycota; Eurotiomycetes; Eurotiales; Aspergillaceae
Product: PaaI family thioesterase
Exons: 3
Coding region: 1-909 (302 amino acids)
Source: RefSeq, a predicted model, not a curated record